This is a messenger RNA of Acanthoscelides obtectus, 766 nucleotides long. The record is from the annotation of a GenBank genome assembly. NCBI's taxonomy places the organism in Eukaryota, Metazoa, Arthropoda, Insecta, Coleoptera, Chrysomelidae.
GUUUCCACUGUAUAAAUUAAAUCAUGUUAAUACCAGAAUGGACGUUUAAAGGCCAAAAGGUGAAAGCCAAAAUAUGUCAUUUUGCAUCUGAACCAUCUCUAACCACUUCCUCAUGAGAAUUGGCGCUCCAGUCCGGAGUACUACAGAAUCUACAACUUGUUCGCUUCACCCGAGAAGAAAAUGUUGUUGAAGUGCCUUUACCACCGAUGCAGUUUCAAGUCGAAUUUCAGUAAACGAGCCAUUCAUUUCGGUAGUCGGAGUACAGAUAACCGAGGACCUGAUCUGGCACGAACACAUCUCGUCAAUAGCGGCAGAUGCUGCGAAAAAGCUUAGGGCUAAGAAGUACUUCUCACUCUAUACAAGGCCCAGAUUGCUCUCACGUUUGGGGGCUGCCGCCCCAACUACAGUAGUUAUGCUCGAUGCUGUCCAGAGGAGGGCUGUCCGACUGAUCGAUGACUUGUCUAACAGGCAGUCUCGGGACCCUUUCGCAUCGGCGGGCCGUCGGCGAUCUAGCUCUGUUCUACCGCGACACCAACCGGAUUUGCUCCUCAGAUGUCUCUUCCAUGAUGCCGCCGCGCUAUGUGCCUGCCAGACAGUCCCGUUCCUUUGUCCCGAGGGUGUCGAGAUUGUGGAACAAUCAACAAGAGGAAGUUUUUCCCGGUUCUACUAACCUUAGGCAGUUCAAAAAUCGAAUUAACAAAAUUUCUUUUGGAUCAUCAUAGCAGCCGCGGUGUCUCAGCAUUUAGACUUCUGCCUACGCGACUGC